This is a messenger RNA of Amyelois transitella, 2027 nucleotides long. RefSeq names its product T-box transcription factor TBX20 (gene mid). The transcript is spliced from 6 exons. Gene Ontology annotation, molecular function: DNA-binding transcription factor activity, RNA polymerase II-specific; RNA polymerase II cis-regulatory region sequence-specific DNA binding. Gene Ontology annotation, biological process: cell fate specification; regulation of transcription by RNA polymerase II; positive regulation of DNA-templated transcription. The record is from RefSeq and is a predicted model, not a curated record. Lineage: Eukaryota; Metazoa; Arthropoda; Insecta; Lepidoptera; Pyralidae. Bases 205 to 1518 code for a protein of 437 amino acids. Gene Ontology annotation, cellular component: nucleus.
GAUUCGACUACGAACACGCGUUCUACGACAAUUUUCUUGCUACGCGAAUGAAAAUUACUGUGAUUUAGUGAUUAUGUUAUUUUUAUUUUGGAUUUGAUUUUUUGUUUUUUUAAUAAUAAAGAUAUGUCGAUAGUACCAUGUAUCGGACGCUGCCGGUGUGAUGUUUCGCGGGUUAUUAGGGACUGAGGAAUUGACAAUUGUUUGAUGGAUGUGGAGAGCGCGGAGUGUUGGAAGGCUGGUGGCAGGAUGGUGGCGGAGGAGGGCAAGACCCGUGCGACGGAUUUCUCGAUCGCGGCGAUCAUGGCCCGGAGCGCCGCCGAGCCGAGAAGCCCCGUCGCGAGGUCGCCGCCGCACACCGGUUCGGUAUCUCGGCAAAGUUCUCCAGCGACCCUCAGUUCUCCCGCAUCCAGCUGUCGUUCACCCAUCCCUGAUGAGGAUGUGGAGGUGGACGUGGAGCAGUGCUCGGACGGCGAGCGAGAUGCUUCCGACCACGCUGCCCCUUCACCGGCUCCUUCUUCUGAAUUAGGAGAACGAGACACGCCGUCUCCAGCGAGACCUCUUCCUCCAGCCACAUCUUGUAAUUGCGAGGAGCUCCUAUCAGUGGACUGUCAGCUCGAGACCAAGGAGCUGUGGGACAAGUUCCACGACCUUGGUACUGAGAUGAUCAUAACCAAAACUGGAAGACGAAUGUUCCCGACUGUGCGCGUAUCGUUCGCGGGGUGCCGCGCGGAGGCGCGUUACGCCGUGCUGCUGGACGUGGUGCCGGUGGACGGCAAGCGGUACCGCUACGCGUACCACCGCUCCUCGUGGCUGGUGGCGGGCAAGGCGGACCCGCCCGCGCCCGCGCGCCUCUACCCCCACCCCGACUCGCCCUUCUCCGGGGACCAGCUGCGCAAGCAGGUCGUCUCCUUCGAGAAGGUCAAGCUCACCAACAACGAGAUGGACAAGAAUGGACAGAUCGUCCUGAACUCAAUGCACCGGUACCAACCCCGGAUUCACCUGGUGAAGAUCCGGGAAGGAGCGGGGCCGAUCACGGAUCUGUCGAGGGAACAGCAUCGGACCUUUGUGUUCCCAGAAACGGUGUUCACUGCCGUUACCGCCUACCAAAACCAGCUAAUAACCAAAUUGAAAAUCGAUUCUAACCCGUUCGCCAAAGGGUUUAGAGACUCUUCGAGGCUAACAGAUUUUGAUAGAGAUCCAAUGGAGUUAAUGCUAAUGGAGCAGCAAUUACUGCGCUCACCGCUCAGGCUGUAUGCAGGUGGCGCCGGUUCGACUGGCAGCGACGAAGACGCGGAAAAACGAGCUGCUUGGGCGCGGACUCCCCCCGCGCUGCAGCUGUUGGCUUUAGGAGGCCGCGCCUGGCCUUCCGCGUGGCCGCAGCCGCUCUCCUUACCUCCUGACUUAUGGCUCCAGAAACCUCCAGCACCUCUUCGGUACUGUCCGUAUCCGCCUCCGGCUCACCCGAGCGCCCAGCCCUCGAGACAGGACCACACUUCUUCACCACGGCAUCCACUAUGAACCAUUCCAUUGACUUUGAGAAAUUAAAAUGUGCUGUGACAUAUGGGCCACGUUCAUUUAUUGAUGAAGUUAAUGCCGUUCCAUGGCUUGUCGCCAUUAACUUGAUGAGCGAAACGCCCAUAAAGACUUUAAAUAUUUAAAGUGAAUUUUAUAAUAGUACCUUAAUAGAGAAAUGUACGUAUUGAAUAAAUUGUAAGUAAGAACUAUUAAAGCAUUAUGUCAAGGUUCCUACCCGAAGUAAAAUAUUUGGAAUAUAUUGUAACUAAUUAACGUAGAUUGUUGUAACAGUUACCUCCAGUCGGCACAGAUUGUAAUAACAAUAUAAUUAUAUUGUGUUGUGACAACAACUUCUUGGUAUGCAGCAUAAAAGAAAUGUUAGAAUUACAAAAUUGUGUAUGUACCUACUUAUUCAAUAAUAAUAUGAUGGAAUUUUUAACAGUUGUAAAUGAAACUUCAUAAUCUCUAGGCAAAACAGUUUGAAAAUAAAUACACCAAACAUAUACAAUACA